This is a messenger RNA of Carcharodon carcharias (great white shark), 3133 nucleotides long. RefSeq names its product glutaminyl-peptide cyclotransferase-like. The record is from RefSeq and is a predicted model, not a curated record. The transcript is spliced from 8 exons. Gene Ontology annotation, molecular function: zinc ion binding; glutaminyl-peptide cyclotransferase activity. NCBI's taxonomy places the organism in Eukaryota, Metazoa, Chordata, Chondrichthyes, Lamniformes, Lamnidae. Bases 518 to 1888 code for a protein of 456 amino acids.
GAUAGGCUCUUGGUGUCUCGCAAAUGUCUGUCAACAAAUGGCCUCCCUCCCCUUUGCUUUGCAGAUUUUGUUUAAGUGAAAAGGUACUACAGUAUUCCAGCUUUCCAAAUGCUGAGCGUCCCCGGCCGCUUUCACCUUGAACAGGGGGUGGAGGGGGAAGGAUUUAUGGUCGGGAAGAUGUUACAGGAUGCAGCGUGCCGCAGAAUCUGAAUCAUUUCUCUCUCGCCUUCUCUUGCUGGUCUGUGUGUUUGUGUGAGUGUGUGUGGUGUGUGGUGUGUGUGUGUGUGUGUUUAAGACCUUCCCACUUGUGGCCUGCAGCAGAUGGCAAAGCAGGGGACUAGAUUAGCAGCAACCCUGGACAGGAGUCACCACACUCUGCUACCUACUUCUUUGUGAUGAAGGCGAGGCCCAAAUUGGAGAGGACCCCCCCCCUCCCCCCCCACAACCCCUCACCCUUCGACCUGAAUGAACCUGGAGUGUGAAAGCAGGGACUGUGCGAGGCGGGGCCUGGGGAAGAAUGGAACAAAACACUUUCUCUCGCAUAAGACUCUGGUGCCCCAGGCCUCUUGGCACCUACUCCCAGAACAAGCAAUGCUGCAUCAGCGUCAAGAAGACCACGGGUGACGCCCGGUCCAAGGAGAGUGAGGCCUCGUGCUCGGAGAACUUGCCCCCCGCCCCCGCUAACCCCGGCGGGGGGGACGCUGCCCCGGGGGAUGGGCAAGGGGAGGAGGGGCGGGUCAUGCUGGACACCUGGUACGUCAUCAAGCCGGGCAACACCAAGGAGAAGAUCGCCUUCUUCGUGGCGCACCAGUGCGGCGUCGGCGGCAGCAGCCGGAGUAACGCGGUGAAGGUCAAAGGCAACUGGAGCACGGACGGGACGAAGCCCAAGAGGAGGCGGAAGUCGCACGACCCGGCCAAGGGCCGCCCGUUUGAACACAAACCAAAGAGUGUCAUGUCAAGUCAGGUGAGACACCUCAUCUCGCUCAUCGACUUCCAGCGCUUAUGGAAUAUUUUCUUGGUACCAAUGCUAAUCGAGCGAUACCCAGGGUCAGAGGGCAUCAAACUUGUCCGGCAGCACAUCCAGGGGCAUCUAGAGUCGUUGCUUGCCCAGUGGACGGUGGAACUGGACACCUUUGAGGACAGCACUCCACAUGGCAUGCUGGUGUUCUCCAACAUUGUGGCCACGCUCGACCCCUCUGCUAGGCGCCGCCUGGUCUUGGCCUGUCACUAUGACUCCAAGUACUUCCCGCGCGAUGAUCAAGGGCGAGUCUACGUGGGUGCCACUGACUCAGCUGUGCCGUGUUCCAUGAUGCUGGAGCUGGCGCGCUCACUGGACAAAGAGCUAGUUAAGCACAAGGGCAAGAAACUGGAUCUGACUCUCCAGAUGCUAUUCCUGGAUGGUGAGGAGGCACUUGUUAGCUGGACACCCACAGACUCUCUCUACGGUUCCCGUCAUCUGGCUGAACGCAUGAGCAGGACAAAACACCCAGUAAACACUGCUAGCACCACACUGAUCGACUCGGUGGACAUGUUUGUGCUCCUGGACCUUCUUGGUGUGGCCAAGCCGGUCUUCCUGAAUCACUUCAAGGACACAGCCCAGUGGUUUAAUCGGCUGGUUGGAAUCGAGAAGAGGCUUCAUAACCUGGGGCUGUUGCAACUGCAUCCUCUGGAGGUGACAUACUUCAACGGAAACACAUACUACGGCCCCAUCGAAGAUGACCACGUUCCUUUUCUGAGGAAAGGAGUUCCAAUCCUGCACCUGAUUUCCACCCCUUUUCCACGCGUCUGGCACACGAUGGAUGACACGGCGGAGAAUUUGCACCCGCCCACUAUCGAGAACCUCUGCAAGAUCCUGAGCGUGUUCCUAAUGGAGUACUUGGGGCUGUAACAGCGAGCGAGACGGUGGGCACGACACCACGAGGAUUGCAGUGGACAUUGGAGUCAGUCAAAGGAGUGACUCCUUGCACAGAGAGGGGAAGUUUUCAACCAAACUGAAAUGCAUGCUAUGUGCACUGAAUACUUGACGACAGUGUGAAUAUUCUCUGAUUGGUGCACAGAAUGCCUCGAUCUGUCUCCUGGGGACAGUGCUCUAUGUCUUUCUUGUGUCAAUGGUUAUGUGUCAAUCAUUUCUCCCCUGUUUAUAUGUGUCUGUUCCUCCACAUGCCUGUCUGUGUCUCUCACUCAAUGUCUGUCUCACUUUGUGUCUGUAUCUCUUUCACUCUCUCUUUCCCUCUAACAGUGAAAUGGCCUUUUCCCCAUUUCUUUCUGUAUCUCUGUUUUCUCCCCUCCAUCUCGUCUCUGAUUCACAAGGUUCUAGGUUCAAGUCCCACUCUGGGGAUUGAGCAGAAAAAAAACCACGAGGCUGCCACUCCAGUGCAGCACCGAGGGAGUUAGAGGUGACAUCUUUCAAUUGAGACAUUAAGUUAAGGCCCUGCCUGUUCAAGUGGAUGUAAAAGAUUUUGAAGACAUUUUGAAGAAGAGCAGGGGAGUUCUCCCCAGUGUCCAGACCAGUAUUAAUUUCUCAGUCAACAGCAAUAAAAUCAGAUUAUCUGGUCAUUAUCACAUCGCUGUUUGUGGGAUCUUGCUGUGCGCAAAUUGGCUGCUGCAUUUCCUACAUUACAACAGUGACCAUAUUUCCAAAAGUAUCUCAUUGUCGACAUACAGUGGCCGUGAGAAGCGCUAUAUCAAUGCAAGUCUUUCCUUUUCUCUCUUUUGGUUUGUUCUAUGUCUGUUUCUGCGCAUGUGCCUCUCUUGAGUCUGUAAUGUCUUUUUCUGUACAGCGUGAGUGACUAAUUCCAUGCUCGCCUCCCGUUCUCUGUCUCAUUCAUUAUCUCUCGCUCUCUCCAUUAGUCAGAGACCUUGUCUCUUUGUCAGUCCUAUUCUCGUUAAUUAGCCCAGUAUGAUUUGGGAUGGGGGUGGGGGAGGCGGUGAGUUUGAGGACGGGAUGAAUCGACGGAGUGUGUCGCGUGCCAGCUUGAUGGACUGGAACACGGAGCGCUGAAGGUGCGUCCCUGCAGCUGAGAUCUGAAAUUGAAGCCGUCUGCUCAAGGGGUUGUUCAAGGUGAUGCUGUUUGAAGCUUCGUCUUGUCACUAGUUACCGGAUCGCGCUAAGCAUUAAAAUUGGCUGCUACGG